Molecule: messenger RNA, 1233 nt
Organism: Benincasa hispida (wax gourd)
Lineage: Eukaryota; Viridiplantae; Streptophyta; Magnoliopsida; Cucurbitales; Cucurbitaceae
Biological process (GO): regulation of DNA-templated transcription
Molecular function (GO): DNA-binding transcription factor activity; sequence-specific DNA binding
Source: RefSeq, a predicted model, not a curated record
UUGUCACCCAAUUUUCUUCAACUUCAACCCAAAUCGAAAAAAAAAAAAAAAAAAAAUCUUCUUUCUUCUCUUUCAUCUCAUCCUUCGAAUCCACACUCUUUCCCCUUUUCCCACAAAGAAAGAAGAAGAAUAAAAGGAAAAAAAAAGGCCAUUUCCAUAGCCAACCAAAAGCUCAUUUCUUUUAAAAAAUGGGUUCCAAAUCCCAAGUCUUAUUGAACCCACAAGCUUUGUUUGAAGAUCAUCAAGAUCAUGAAGUAGCAACAAAUUCUCAAUUGGGUUUCUUCAAUUUCCCUUCAAACUUAACUUUUUUUCAACUUCCUUCAAUCCCUCAAACCCAUUCUCCUUCCCCUCCAUUUGAUCCUCCCAAUUUCUCCACUUCAAAUACUAAUAAUAAUAAUAAUUCCAAUAAUCUCUCUCAAACCCUAAUUUCUUCUUCUCUUUUGCCCCUCAAGCCCUCCAUUUCCUAUGAUUUUGCACCUCAACACCUCCUUUCCUUGCAAACAUCCACUCCAAAUCUAUGGCCAUGGGGAGAAAUUGGAGAGAGGUUGAUGAAUGGGAAGAGAUCAAACAAUGAGAAUCAUCAAUUGGGAGUGUCAAAAAUGAAGAUGAAGAAAAUGAAAGGAAGAAGAAAAGUGAGAGAACCAAGAUUCUCUUUCAAGACCAUGAGCGAUGUUGAUGUUCUUGAUGAUGGUUACAAAUGGCGAAAAUACGGACAGAAAGUGGUAAAAAACACACAACAUCCUAGAAGCUAUUAUCGUUGUACACAAGAUCACUGUAGGGUUAAGAAACGAGUAGAGAGAUUAGCUGAGGAUCCAAGAAUGGUGAUUACAACUUAUGAAGGAAGACAUGUUCAUUCUCCUUCCCAUGAUUCUGAAGACUCUGAAGCUCAAACCCAUCUCAAUAAUUUCUUUUGGUAAUAAUGAAGCAAAAGAGAGGGAAAAAGGAAGCAAAUAGGGUUGAUGGGCCUAUAUGAAUAUUGUUUGUAUUAUUUGUUUGUGUUUUUAUUAGUUAGUAUUUUAGUUUGGGUCUGUUAGGGUAACUUUCUUGUAAUGACUUUGGUUCUUUUGUCCAUCUCUUCUCUUCCCUUCUUGUGUUGGUAAUGUAGGGAAAAGAGAUGGAAAUGAACCUUUGUCAUGUGUGUGCCUUUUUUUUUCUUCUUCUUACUUUUCUCUUCAUUCAAGUACAUUAUGUUUCUUUACUUAUCCAAUGGGAGAGGGGGGAAAAAAAAAGAAA